Molecule: messenger RNA, 4492 nt
Organism: Budorcas taxicolor (takin)
Lineage: Eukaryota; Metazoa; Chordata; Mammalia; Artiodactyla; Bovidae
Gene: SUPT7L
Product: SPT7 like, STAGA complex subunit gamma
Exons: 6
Coding region: 518-1756 (412 amino acids)
Cellular component (GO): SAGA complex
Molecular function (GO): protein heterodimerization activity; transcription coactivator activity
Source: RefSeq, a predicted model, not a curated record
ACCGCUGGUCAACACACCAGCCUUCCGGACCUGAUACGACCCUUAUCUCAGGCCUCUCGGAGCCCAUCAGCCGCCCAGUUCAGUGCCUGCGAAGUGGCAGUCCAUAGUGGAGCCUCCUUGCCUCGGUCCAGGUCCACAUCUCUCUGUGUGUGGGCUGCCCCAGCGUUAGACGACCCCAGGACACUGUGAUUGGCGCCCGAGUCCGCUGAUGGGUAAGGACCUUGAAUUAGUCUUUAUCUCCUCACAUGACACUUGGCAUUUGAUAAAUAUUUAUUGAAUUUGAAGAGACAUAUGGGCAAUGAGUCUGGAAAGGAAGAACGUCCUUGGUCCAACAGUGUUGCUGACACUGACUUUUUCUAAGUGGUCUUGAACUGCCUAGUUUUUAUGUCAAUACCUGGCUAGACCUCGUAUUCCUCACUACAGAAGCCCUUAACCUGCAGUUGCUAGAGAUUUUAAAACGUUUCGUUUAGGAUACCAUCCACAUUUAACUUGGGAGCUCUUUCUUUGUAAUUCCAAAAUGUUGAGAUACUGGGGAGAGAUACCAAUCUCAUCAAGCCAGACCAACAGAAGUUCUUUUGACUUGCUCCCUCGGGAGUUCCGACUGGUAGAAGUCCAUGACCCGCCUCUGCACCAACCCUCAGCCAACAAGCCCAAGCCCCCAACUAUGCUGGACAUCCCCUCAGAGCCCUGCAGCCUCACCAUCCACACCAUUCAGCUGAUCCAGCACAACCGACGUCUGCGUAACCUCAUUGCCACAGCGCAGGCCCAGAAUCAGCAACAGACAGAAGGUGUAAAGACUGAAGAGAGUGAACCUCUUCCGUCCUGCCCUGGGUCACCUCCUCUUCCUGAUGAUCUCCUUCCUUUAGAUUGUAAGAAUCCCAGUGCACCGUUCCAGGUCCGGCACAGUGACCCAGAGAGUGACUUUUAUCGGGGGAAAGGGGAGCCUGUGACUGAACUCAGCUGGCACUCCUGCCGACAGCUCCUCUACCAGGCAGUGGCCACAAUCCUGGCCCACGCGGGCUUUGAGUGUGCUAACGAGAGUGUCCUUGAGACCCUGACUGAUGUGGCGCACGAGUACUGCCUGAAGUUCACCAAGCUGCUGCGCUUUGCUGUGGAUCAGGAAGCCCGGCUGGGGCAGACUCCCUUCCCCGACGUGAUGGAGCAGGUGUUCCAUGAAGUGGGCAUCGGCAGCGUGCUCUCCCUCCAGAAAUUCUGGCAGCACCGCAUCAAGGACUAUCACAGUUACAUGCUGCAGAUUAGUAAGCAGCUCUCUGAAGAGUAUGAGAGGAUCGUCAAUCCUGAGAAGGCCACAGAGGACACGAAGCCUGUCAAGAUCAAGGAGGAACCUGUGAGCGACAUCACCUUCCCUGUCAGUGAAGAACUGGAGGCCGACCUUGCUUCUGGAGACCAGUCGCUGCCCAUGGGAGUUCUCGGCGCUCAGAACGAGCGCUUCCCAUCUAACCUGGAGGUCGAGGCUUCACCACAGGCUUCAAGUACAGAGGUAAAUGCUUCCCCUCUUUGGAACUUGGCCCACGUGAAAAUGGAGCCGCAAGAGAGUGAAGAAGGCAAUGUUUCUGGGCACGGCGUGCUGGGCAGUGAUGUGUUCGAGGAGCCGAUGUCAGGCAUGAGUGAAGCUGGGAUCCCCCAAAGCCCUGAUGACUCAGACAGCAGCUACGGCUCCCACUCCACUGACAGCCUCAUGGGCUCCUCCCCUGUUUUCAACCAGCGCUGCAAAAAGAGGAUGAGGAAAAUAUAAAAGGCAAAGAGGGAGACCUCUCCAGACCUAGAAGACCCAACAGAAACUGAUGGAUUCUAAUUUGUUUCCACAAAUAAUGAUUGAACUCUUAAACACAAUGGGUUUUCCUGAUAUCAGUGGAGCGGGAUUUAACCAAAUAAGUCUACUUUUACCUUUUGCAUCCAGUUUUUGUUGUUUUCCACAACCAAGCCACCUUUCACAGAUAUCACACUGGGAUGGUGAUCCAGAGACCAAAACAGUGUCCCUGACGUGUCUUCACCAUGUGAUAAAUGACUUAGCUUCUCUCAACCUGUUUCUCUUAUACAACCGAGAAGAAUCACACUGGGUCUGGCCUACACUGCAGGGAUAUUAUGAAGAUGAAGAUGUUAUUAAUAAGCUUCACAGCUGUGCUUGAACAGACUCACAUAUAUGCUGAUAUCAGAUGUCAAUCUUUUUCUUUUAACUUGCUUCAUUUUUGGUUCAAGUCAUUGGGAAUCCAAUGGAAAUAGCUAAACAUUGCACAGCUUAUCUAUCAGUAGUCCUUUUUUCGAACUGUUUCUGCUGCCCACAGAAUCUCCUGUGAAAUCACAGCAGUCUGUGAACCGCCUUUUUGCUUAUCCAUAUAGCCCUCUCCUCUUUCAACCAUAUAUUUUUCUUCUUCCUUCUCUAGACUUAGUCCAUGUAUUCCAGUCCUCUUUAUUUCCAGUCAGAUUUUUUUUUUAACAUUGGGUUGGCCAAAAAAGUUCAUUCAGGCUUUUCCAUAUGCUACCAGUUCAGUUCAGUUCAGUUCAGUCGCUCAGUCGUGUCCAACUCUUGCGACCCCAUGAAUCGCAGCACGCCAGGCCUCCCUGUCCAUCACCAACUCCCGGAGUUCACUCAGACUCACGUCCAUCGAGUCAGUGAUGCCAUCCAGCCAUCUCGUCCUCGGUCGUCCCCUUCACCUCCUGCCCCCAAUCCCUCCCAGCAUCAGAGUCUUUUCCAAUGCGUCAACUCUUCACAUGAGGUGGCCAAAGUACUGGAGUUUUAGCUUUAGCAUCAUUCCUUCCAAAGAAAUCUCAGGGCUGAUCUCCUUCCAGUCCAACGGACUCUCAAGAGUCUUCUCCAACACCACAGUUCAAACGCAUCAAUUCUUCAGCGCUCAGCCUUCUUCACAGUCCAACUCUCACAUCCAUACAUGACCACUGGAAAAACCAUAGCCUUGACUAGACAGACCUUAGUUGGCAAAGUAAUGUCUCUGCUUUUGAAUAUGCUGUCUAGGUUGGUCAUAACUUUUCUUCCAAGGAGUGUCGUUUAAUUUCAUGGCUGCAGUCACCAUCUGCAGUGAUUUUGGAGCCCAGGAAAAUAAAGUAUGACGCUGUUUUCAGUUUCCCUGUCUAUUUCCCAUGAAGUGAUGGGACCGGAUGCCAUGAUCUUCGUUUUCUGAAUGUUGAGCUUUAAGCCAACUUUUGGGCAACCCAGUAUUUUCAGCAUGCACAUUUUUCAGUUGCUCUUUCCAUUUUCUCCUUUUUGAAUGAUGAAACUAACUGAUGGCUCAUCAGUCUGCCUGCAAUGCAGGAGACCUGGGUUCAAUCCCUGGGUCAGGAAGAUCCCCUGGAGAAGGGAAGGGCAACCUGCACCAAUAUUCUUGCCUGGAAAAUCCCAUGGACAGAGGAGACUGGUGGGCUAUAUAUAGUCCAUGGGGUCACAAAAAGUUGGGACACGACUGAGAGACUUUCACUUUGUGAAUGAAGCAAACAGGACCUGUCCAUAGACAGACUUGUGCCUGUUUCAUUUGUUGCAUCUGCUUGACCAUCAGAGGACAGUGAUCCAUUCCUUUACCAGAAUUCUACAUCUGCACAUUGUGCUUCUACUGGAUGGGCAGCCUCUAAAAGGCUAACAGUAUGCACCUUUCUGCUUUACAUCAUGUCCUGAACAGCUUGACUGCUGUUACUCAUCCAUUGCAGUAUCUGCCCUACUUGGCAUCUGAUAGUGUCAAUCAUUAUUUAUUAAAUACUUGAUGUAGCACUGGAAUAAUCAGGAGUAAUUAGCAAAUGUGUGCAAGUACUGCUGAUUUGGUUUGGGGGUGCAGAAUACAAGUCUUGUGAAAUUUAGAGUACUCUUUUAGUAGACUAGAAAUCAAGGCCCAUAUCACUGAGUGCCUUAAAUGUCUCAGGUAUUGGGAAUAAAUAUGAAUGCAACAGCAACAAAAUAAGGUUAUGAUUUAAACUGUUGCCAAAGCAUUUAUAAGUUUGCUAAUUGGACAUCCUUGGCACAUUUAAACCUUUCCUGUUCCAGGUUUAGCUUCAUUUCCCCUUAUUUGCUUCCUUUGUGGCUCAGCUGGUAAAGAAUCUGUGUGCAAUGCAGGAGACCUGGGUUCGAUCCCUGGGUUGGGAGGAUCCCCUGGAGAAGGGAAAGGCUACCCACUCCAGUAUUCUGGCCUGGAGAAUUCCAUGGACUGUAGUCCAUGGGGUCGCAAAGAGUUGCAUACAACCGAGCAACUUUCACUUCACUUCACUUCCCCUUAUUUACUGAUGAAAGUACACAUCUGGUGGUCAGUUUCCAGAAAGUAGCCAUUUAGUAUUUAAUUAGUUCACUCAGCAAACAUUUAUUGAGUACCCGUUAUAUACUGGGUCCUUUGCAAGGGAUAUGCAGAUGAGUAAGACCAUCUCUGCUGUUAUGGAGCUUAUAGCAUAGGCCAGAUGAUUUCCUCUUUAAUGAAAAAGUAUUCAAAGGCACUAGGGAAAAAAAAAAGGUAUGCACAGGUUUGCUGUCCAAGUG